CAACUAUGAGAUAUAUAAAAAGUAAACCAUUCAAAUAAUGGGUAAUGGCCUACUUUAGAUAUAGAUCCAUGGGUUCUGCCUAAAAUACCGACCCAAUAAGUGGAAUAUCAGGACUCUUUUUUUUUUUUUUUUUUUUUAAAGUUGGGCCGGGUUUUCCACGAGGACAUUAAUGUAAAAAAUCAAUCAACAAUUCAAAUCAGGGAAGCAGCGCCAUUGUUAUUCAAACGCUACUCAUUUCCAUUUCUAAUCCGUCCAUUGAGUUUCAAUCGAUAGUCUGCAUUCUCAACUGUGUGCUAUUUUCCUACUCGCCUCACUCCUAAACCGCAACGAAAAUGGUUGAACAAAGCUAGAAAUGGUUGUCGUCAAGGGAAAAUCAAACGCAGUUGCCAAUCUUCUCGCGCAAGACCGUAAACCGAGCAAGAAUAAAAUCGAGAAAACUGAAGUAGGAGGACGCAUUUCUCUCAGCACUGAUUCUAAGAAAUCUGCUAUGCUUAAUAGUACUGCCAUGCAAAGCAGAGCUACUUCUUUGAAGAGGUACAUGGAGAAAAAUAAAAGCAAGCAUGGUAGUGCAGUUAAAGUAAAAGUUGGAAGAAAAGUUUUGUCUGAUAUUAGCAACACCAAGAGUAGCUCUUCUGUUAAGGUGAAAGUUGGAAGAAAAGUUUUGGCUGAUAUUAGUAAUACCAGGGGCAGCUUUUCCAGAACUGAAUUGCAUGAAGGAUCCAAACAAGGGAAGGAUAAUGGCAAGAAACUUUCUUACCUACAGCGGAGUUCUGUUUGUACUGGGACUUCAGCUACAAAUAUGUCAUUAAGAAAACCAUUGAAGAAGGCAAAGAUGAGGGUGAGCCUAGCUGAAGCUAGUGGGGACCAUCAUAUAUUGAUGAAAGCAGUUAGCAAGGAAUUGAAGGCUGCUGGUGAUGAUCCACGAGCCAAGGCCCGAGGCAGUGUAGUGGCUACCAUUGGAAACAGGACAUCUGAAAAAAAUCUUCUCCUGCCAUCAAGGAAGUCUCUACCAGUAUUAAAGCAAGCAAAUGUUGUUGAUACAAUUAAUACAAAGAAGGAAAAUGCCAAAUGUUCAGAGAAAGGGAUAGGAAAACAAGGGUUUUCAGUUUCAGCAAAGCCCAAGAUUGGGCGAAAGAUAUUAUCUCAGGAAAAUGCCAAAUGUUCAGAAAAUGGGAUAGGAAAACAAAGGUUUCCAGUUUCAGCAAAGCCCAAGGCUGGACGAAAUGUAUUACCUCAACCAGUUCUAAAGACCACAGUCCUGAUGGCCUCAAGACAAAAAAGAAUGCAUUGUCCAAGCAGCUCAAAAUUUCAAUCUGUCAUUUCAUCCCAGAAAAAAGAAGAGCAUGUUACAUCUUCUCCUUCUAAAUACGUUGCUCCAAAAUUUUCUAAGCAACCUUCAGAAGAGGUUCCUUCUAAGAACAACCAUGACUUGGUCACAUCUGAAUCAAAUAUCUUAACUAGAAGAGCGUCUGUGCGCAGAAAAUCUUUCACUUCUCUGUUGAUGACAAGACCAAAGCAAUUAAAAGAGCAAACUGGGCAUACAAAGCAAGAGUUUUUGCCAAAUAUCUACGAUAACUCUAACCAUCUUGAUGUUUCUGAAUAUGUUGAUGAUAUCUAUCAAUAUUACUGGGUUAUGGAGGCUCAGAGUCAUCCUUUGAAAAGCUACAUGGAGUUUCAAACAGAAAUUACACCUCAGAUGCGUGGCAUAUUAAUAAACUGGCUUAUUGAAGUCCAUCUAAAAUUUGACUUGAUGCAAGAAACUCUAUUUCUCAUGGUUACCAUAUUAGACCAGUAUUUGUCCCGAGUAUGCAUCAAGAAAAAUGAAAUGCAGCUAGUUGGCCUUACUGCACUCUUAUUGGCAUCAAAGUAUGAGGAUUUUUGGCAUCCAAGGAUCAUGGACUUGAUCAGUGUAUCAGCAGAGUCAUACACCAGAGAACAAAUGCUGGGAAUGGAGAAGGCUAUUUUAAAGAAAUUAUUGUUUCGUCUAAAUGUACCAACUCCAUAUGUCUUCAUGCUAAGGUUGCUUAAGGCCUCUCAAGCAAAUAAAAAGUUGGAACAUCUUGCAUUUUUCCUAGUUGAGUUGUGCUUGGUUGAAUUUGAAGCUUUGAACUACAAGCCCUCUUUGCUAUGUGCAUCGGCUAUCUAUGUUGCACGGUGUACAUUGCAAAUGACUCCGGCAUGGACACCUCUUCUGGAGAGGCAUGCAUGCUAUAAAGAAUUUCAACUCAGGAACUGUGCAGAGAUGAUCUUAAGAUUCCAUAAGGCUGCUAGAACAACACUACUAAAAGUCACAUGUGAGAAAUAUAUGAGAUUUGAAUACAGCAAAGUUGCAGCUAUAAAACCUUUAGAAGCAUUUUCUCAAUGAUUUGCCUCUAAGCAUUGUGAUUUUAUCAUAGAAAACGGGACAGAAGGAGAUUUCUUUGAAAACUUGUAGGAAUGUAGAGUAUCCACUAAUCUGGUUGUUUGGCACAGAAGGGUUGUGAUAUAUGUAGUCAUUUUGGAAAAGAAAAUCAAUAUUAUUGUUUCCUAAAAGUUUCUAUGGUUCUGGAUCAUAUUCUGUACCACAUUUGCUAAUGGACCAAGAUUUUUCUAAUAUGUGGAUCUUAUCA
Ipomoea nil (Japanese morning glory) is the source of this 2609-nucleotide messenger RNA. Its product is annotated as putative cyclin-B3-1. Gene Ontology annotation, biological process: regulation of cyclin-dependent protein serine/threonine kinase activity; mitotic cell cycle phase transition. Gene Ontology annotation, cellular component: cytoplasm; nucleus; cyclin-dependent protein kinase holoenzyme complex. Gene Ontology annotation, molecular function: cyclin-dependent protein serine/threonine kinase regulator activity. The transcript is spliced from 24 exons. The record is from RefSeq and is a predicted model, not a curated record. Bases 353 to 2365 code for a protein of 670 amino acids. Lineage: Eukaryota; Viridiplantae; Streptophyta; Magnoliopsida; Solanales; Convolvulaceae.